Oldenlandia corymbosa var. corymbosa is the source of this 705-nucleotide messenger RNA. The record is from the annotation of a GenBank genome assembly. NCBI's taxonomy places the organism in Eukaryota, Viridiplantae, Streptophyta, Magnoliopsida, Gentianales, Rubiaceae.
AUGGCGACCCAAAUGAGCAAGAAGCGAAAGUUCGUUGCUGACGGUGUUUUCUACGCCGAGCUGAACGAGGUGUUGACCAGGGAGCUCGCUGAGGAUGGCUACUCUGGUGUCGAAGUUAGGGUUACUCCCAUGCGUACUGAGAUCAUCAUCAGGGCUACCCGUACCCAGAAUGUUCUCGGUGAGAAGGGAAGAAGAAUUAGGGAGCUCACCUCCAUUGUUCAGAAGAGAUUUAAGUUCCCUGAAAACAGUGUGGAGCUCUAUGCUGAGAGGGUUAACAACAGGGGUCUUUGCGCUGUUGCCCAGGCUGAGUCUCUGCGUUACAAGCUUCUCGGAGGACUUGCUGUCCGAAGGGCUUGUUAUGGUGUUCUGCGCUUUGUCAUGGAGCAGGGCGCAAAAGGUUGCGAGGUCAUCGUGAGUGGAAAGCUCAGGGCUCAGAGAGCAAAGUCCAUGAAGUUCAAGGAUGGCUACAUGAUUUCCUCUGGUCAGCCCGUCAAGGAGUACAUUGACUCAGCUGUGAGACACGUGCUUCUCAGACAGGGUGUUCUGGGUAUCAAGGUGAAGAUCAUGCUUGCCUGGGAUCCAAAGGGCAAGGUUGGUCCUAUCACACCUCUGCCCGAUCUUGUUACUAUCCAUCAACCCAAGGAAGAAGAGGAAUAUGUCCGACCAGUUAUACCUGUUGCCGAUAUUGAUGUCGGAGCUGUUUAG